AUGGCAUGGCACGGCGCGUCAUGUCACGGUACGGUGUGGUGUGGCAUGUCACGGUACGGUGUGUCAUGGCACGGCACGGCGUGGCGUGGCGUUAGCUGUGUGCCAUGCAGGAGUCGGGGAUCGGCGCUUGCGCCGCUACGAUACGGUAUGGCACGGUACGGCGUGUCAUGGCAUGGCACAGCAUGGCGUGGGACGGCAUGGCAUGGCGCGUCAUGUCACGGUAUGGCACGGCACGGCGCGUUGUGUCACGGUAUGGCAUGGCAUGGCACAGCGCGG
Molecule: messenger RNA, 276 nt
Organism: Fomitopsis serialis
Lineage: Eukaryota; Fungi; Basidiomycota; Agaricomycetes; Polyporales; Fomitopsidaceae
Exons: 2
Source: RefSeq, a predicted model, not a curated record